AUGCCGCGGGACAUGUCGUCGGCCCUGGCUGAGGAGGACCAGGAAGAGGCGAUGCCGGGAGAGGCGGCCAGCGAGGGGGGCGGCGACCCUGGCGCGGGGUCGCCGCGCUCGCGGGACAACAGGGACGGCGACCACGUGCUCGGCGCCGGCGGGGAAGAUGGCGGCCCGCGGGCCCGGCGCCCCGCGUUCAGCGCGCGGCAGCUGCAGGCCCUGGAGAGCGUGUUCCUGGCGUCGCCGUACCCCACCACCAGGCUGAGACAGCAGCUGGCAGGAGUCUUGAACGUGACUGAAAGAAGAGUGCAGUCUUGGUUUAAGCAAAGACGGGCCAAGUGGAGGAGACGCCAGAGGGCAUCCAUGAUGAGGAACGUGCCCCCCAUGGCCCAGGGCCACCCUGUCGUCCUCAACAUGGGUGGUCCCUGCAGCGCCAUCUAUUUCCAGCAUCUGAAUUGCAUAUGGCCUGUUUUGGGUGCACCCCCGCCUGUGGUGCUGCUGCCGCAGCCGCCACCCGGGCACCAGCCAGCGCCCGGGCCUCACCCACCUCCUGGGCCCCAGCCACCUCUUAGGCGCCAGCCACCUUUGGGCCCCAGCCUCCUCCUGGGCCCCAGCCAGCGCCUGGGCCCCAGCCACCUCCUGGGCCCCAGCCACCGCCCUUGCAGAACCCCUACCAGCCGCCCUUCCUGUUUAUGCCUCCUCCAUUCAUUCUUCUUCCAUGUUGGAUCCCCUGUUCCAACCCGACCUGUUCCCUGCCCCGCUGUGCCCCACCCCCUCCUAACACGGCCUGGUACUUUACCGUCAAUGGGCCUGUGAUAGCCCCCUUUUUCUAAACAAAGGUCGUUUUCCCAAAGUGCUUUGCAGCCAGCUCCACAUGCUGCAUCCUUCUCUGUCAAGGCCAGCGGAUUAAAUGCCUGCUCAGUGUGUUCAACACAAACUUGUCAAGCCACUAUUUCAG
Molecule: messenger RNA, 949 nt
Organism: Talpa occidentalis (Iberian mole)
Lineage: Eukaryota; Metazoa; Chordata; Mammalia; Eulipotyphla; Talpidae
Product: homeobox protein ESX1-like
Exons: 4
Coding region: 1-807 (268 amino acids)
Biological process (GO): regulation of transcription by RNA polymerase II
Molecular function (GO): DNA-binding transcription factor activity, RNA polymerase II-specific; RNA polymerase II transcription regulatory region sequence-specific DNA binding
Source: RefSeq, a predicted model, not a curated record